GCCUAGCGAAAUCUUGACAAAGGGUUUCUACUUUUUCUUCUGUACACUAAACAUAGUCCGUCUCAAAGACCCCAUUACCGUCAUAGUUGAAAAGUCACAAUGCCUCGCACCACCAACAACCCGGUCGAUGACCCUCGCAUCACCCUUCGCCUCAAAUGCGGUAUCCAUACAAUCUUCCUCUUCGUUAUGCUAGAUUGGACCUUUGCCAAGGUGUCCGAAGAGCUACUCAUGAUCCUCCAUGACCGCUACCCCAACGGUCUUACAUUCAGCGUCGAUGCCGAACCGGUCCCUCUCCCCGAAGGCGAUGUCAAAAUCGUUUAUGGAAUCCCUAGACACCCUAAUGGGGAUUUAAGCCACGGGUGGAAGAAGCUCAAGGUGGAAGACGAGGACACGGUAGAAUCAUCCAAGCUUGCGGAUGUAAGCGCUGUGGCCUUUGCGCUGGUUGAUCCUGAGUCGGAGGGCAAUGUGCCGUUUGAUGUCACUGUUCCGCGGUUGGACGACUAUGAUGAAGAGUACUGAAUUAUGGGAGGGAACAUAACGGCGUUUGCGCGGCGCAUUGGUUUAGAUUCAGGCUGCAUGGCGGCAAGGUCGGCGUUCGGGUUGAAGAUAUUGAACAGAAAUGAAAAGGCGCUUUGGUUAUGGG
This is a messenger RNA of Neurospora tetrasperma FGSC 2508, 643 nucleotides long. RefSeq lists its product as uncharacterized. The transcript has 2 exons. Bases 100 to 519 code for a protein of 139 amino acids. The record is from RefSeq and is a predicted model, not a curated record. NCBI's taxonomy places the organism in Eukaryota, Fungi, Ascomycota, Sordariomycetes, Sordariales, Sordariaceae.